AUGACAACCAAUACGUCUAAAAUCCCACAAAUGUCGAGUAAAUCAACUAAACGAAGUCGAAAUCGUACACUACGCUCGUGUACCGAAUGUCAUAGGAGGAAGCAGAGAUGCAAUCGAAAUCAUCCUUGCGAUGAUUGUCUUGAACGAGGGGUACCACAUAAGUGCCAUUUCGUGAUACCAUUGGAUGCUCGUGACAGAAGGAUUUUUACUGGAGAAGAAGUUCUGCUUAGUCUCGAAUCAGUCGAGGACUUACGAAGCGCUAGACCAUCUUAUGGAUCUACCCGCACACCCACGGACGAAACACAAUUGUGGUUUCCUAGUCGCACGCCUACCUAUGAUAUAGAAAUGCAGGCUCUGUUUUGGCCCAAUCUAACGAGCGAUAUUGUCGGUGGUUUUGAUCCAUUUUCGGUCUUACCAAAUACAACUGGAGAUCCACUUUCCAAAUCAACUCUUAUUGAGUACUUUAUCAAGCAGCUAGGCCCAUGGCUUGGCUCAUAUGACGAUGCUCAGCUAUUGGGUCGCCCGGCAUUCUCCUGGCUACCAUUCGCUUUGCAUCAUCCCCCAUUGUUAUACGCCACUUUAUUAGGCGCAGCAGUUCACCUAGAUCGCAAACAGCCAAUGGACAAACGCAUUCUGGUCUGGUACAAAAUCGAGACGAUGCGUCUAGCAAAUCAGACAAUGAACGUACCCAAUGAAGCUGCUACAGAUCAAAUGCUCUUAGUGGUUUUAAUCUUGCUAUACUUCAAUGUCGGAGGUGGAAAUGGAGAAGAAUAUGAAACGCAUCUCUCAGGUAUCAACCAAAUGCUAAUCCUGAGAGGAGGCAUGGGUAACCUAGGAAUGAGAGGCAUGAUUAAAAACUGGCUGGGAAUUUGUUAUGGUCCAUGGAAUCACGAUUGGCACCAUGGAAGUUUUGUAGAUUUUUACGGCAUCAAACAAAAAUCACAUAUAUGA
Molecule: messenger RNA, 951 nt
Organism: Sclerotinia borealis F-4128
Lineage: Eukaryota; Fungi; Ascomycota; Leotiomycetes; Helotiales; Sclerotiniaceae
Source: the annotation of a GenBank genome assembly